This is a messenger RNA of Neopelma chrysocephalum (saffron-crested tyrant-manakin), 3622 nucleotides long. RefSeq names its product gap junction protein gamma 2 (gene GJC2). Gene Ontology annotation, cellular component: connexin complex. The record is from RefSeq and is a predicted model, not a curated record. The transcript has 2 exons. Bases 257 to 1504 code for a protein of 415 amino acids. Lineage: Eukaryota; Metazoa; Chordata; Aves; Passeriformes; Pipridae. Gene Ontology annotation, biological process: cell communication.
GGGAGCGCCGGGAGCCGCGGUGGGGAUCGUGCCCGGGGGUCGGGCAGGACCUCCCGGCGGGGGAUGCCACAGAGGCGGGGUCUGACGGCAACAUUAAAUACUUCCCCGGAGCUCCAGCUUUCCCUGGAGCUGCUCUUUCCAGCCGCUGGGGCGUGGCUGGACCGCGGCAGCGGGAGUUUAUCUGGGGCAAGGCACGGGAAUGUCGGGGGAGCCACCGCGGGAAGCACCAUGUCUCUGUUCUAACUGAGUAGCCCUUAUGACCAACAUGAGCUGGAGCUUCCUCACCCGCCUGCUAGAAGAGAUUCACAAUCACUCCACCUUCGUGGGGAAGGUCUGGCUCACCGUGCUCAUCGUGUUCCGCAUCGUGCUGACCGCGGUGGGGGGCGAGUCCAUCUACUCCGAUGAGCAGAGCAAGUUCACCUGCAACACGAAGCAGCCGGGCUGCGACAACGUCUGCUACGACGCCUUCGCGCCGCUGUCGCACGUCAGGUUCUGGGUCUUCCAGAUCAUCGUGAUCUCCACCCCUUCCGUCAUGUACCUGGGCUACGCCAUCCACAGGAUCGCCCGCUCGGCCGAGGAGGAGAAGAAGUUCAAGGGGUUCAAGAAGAAGAAGCAGUUUGCCCUGAACUGGCAGGCCGUGCGCAACAUGGAGGACGCGAUGGAGGCCGACGAGGAGGAGCCCAUGAUCUCCGACGACGCGGCGGAGCACGAGAAGGCCAAGGCCAAGCCCAAGUGCAAGGAGCCGCAGAAGCACGACGGGAGGAGGCGCAUCCAGCAGGAGGGACUGAUGAAGAUCUACGUCUUCCAGCUGCUCACCCGGGCUUCCUUCGAGGUUUGCUUUUUGAUAGGGCAGUAUCUGCUCUACGGCUUCGAGGUGGAGGCGUACUACGUCUGCAACAGGGUGCCCUGCCCUCACACCGUGGACUGCUUCGUGUCCCGGCCCACGGAGAAGACCAUCUUCCUCCUGGUGAUGUACGUGGUGAGCUGCCUGUGCCUGCUGCUGAACAUGUGCGAGAUGUUCCACCUGGGCUUCGGGACCAUCCGCGACGCCAUCCGCAACCGGAAGAUCAACAGCUUCAGGCAGCCGCCCUACAACUACGCCUACCCGAAGAACAUCUCCUGCCCCCCCGAGUACAACCUGGUGGUGAAGUCGGAGAAGUCCACCAAGAUCCCCAACAGCCUGAUGGCCCACGAGCAGAACUUGGCCAACGUGGCCCAGGAGCAGCAGUGCACCAGCCCCGACGAGAACCUGCCAGCGGAUUUGUCCACCCUUCACAAGCACCUGCGGGUGGCCCAGGAGCAGUUGGACAUCGCCUUCCAGAGCUACAGCAGCACCCAGGCCAACACCCAGCCCUCCAGGACCAGCAGCCCCGCCUCGGGGGGCACGGUGGUGGAGCAGAACAGGGCCAACACCGCCCAGGAGAAACAAGGUGCUAAACCCAAGGCCUCCUUGGAGAAGGGGAGCUCCAGCAGUAAGGACGGGAAGACGUCUGUGUGGAUAUAACUUUGUGGAAGAGGUGAGGGGGCAGCGUAAGUGGGGGGUUUAUUUUGGUUUGUCUCUGGUUUUUGGCGUUACCUUGCGUUCGUUUCGCUGGGCACAGGCACAGUUUUUGUGUGGAAGUCGAGAAAGAGAAGGAGUUUCAGACCAGUUUAGUGCUGUCUUCCAGGGCGUUAACAAAAGACAUUUCUUCCCUGUUUCCAACGUGUUCUCCAGCUGGGAACCUCCAGUGAGUAACGGGAACCUCUAGUGAGUAACAGCAACCCCCCUGCACCUCCCACCCCUUCGGUCACCACCGGAGCCCCCAGCAGAGAUGGACAAUGCGCCGUGGUGGGACGUGGAGCUGCUGGUGGCUCAGGGGGGAGGUCAGGCUGGCACGAGCAGCCGCCCUCCUGCACGGCAAGGCUUGGGGGCUGCAGGUCAGGCGGCAUUUAAUUACUAAAUACCCUUAAUCAAAUUAAUUUCCGAUCCCCUGAUUAUGAGAACAACUGACAUGUUGCACGGACCUUCACGACACGGCGUCCUGCCUGGAUUGGCAGGUUGCUCUUGCAGGGCAUCAUGAAGAUGCUGUUGGAUGCUGCAAGCCAGGAGCUGGCACCCACAUCAGGUUAUGGGGCGGGAAGACAGCGACUGUCUCACACAGAGAGCCCUAAGAACAGCCCAGCACUGAAGGUUUCGUCUUUUAUUCCUCUGCGUUGAAGCAAAAAGCAGAUCUGCUCCAACCCUCCGGAGCAGGAGCGAGCAGUGACACUGCAUCCUACCGGUGCCUGUGUAGCCCUUGCUACAGAUGUGAUGGGAAUCCUUGCAGUUACAGAGUUUUUUUAACGAACUGCUGCUUAAAAUCAUCAGAAAGUGCCUUUAUGCAACCAGGAAAACAAAAAGCGUGGAGGGUUUAGGCUUCUUUAUUUGCUGAGUUUAAGUAGAGGUCGGAAGGUCGGAGUCGGCAAAUUUGGUUUUUCUGAUUAAUCAAGAAAGAUCUCUGUUGGCAAAUCUAGGGGUUUUUUGGUGAAUCAAGGAAGAUCUCUGUUGGUAAGUUUGUUUUUCUGAUGAAUCAAACCCUUAUAAAUAGUGGCAGAAGGCAGAUCUAUGCAUAGUGUGUCUAUGGUGUGUGUGUGUGUACGUGUACGUAUAUAUACAGACACAUAUGAACAUGUGUGUGUGAAUAUAGACAUAGAGAGAUAUAUGUAAAUGUAAUAUCAACCCUCUGGUCAUUUUACAGCCUUCCACCUCCCCUGGGAAAACCCAGCUGCUCCAGGACUGGGGCUGAUCUCAUCCUGGAGCAGUUGUUGGGCUUUCAGCCUCCAGCCUCACCUGGGCCAUGGGGAGGUUUCCCACACUUUCCUGAGGGGCUUUGCAGGAGAUCUGGCUUCCGUGGGGACAGGACCAGGAUGGCAGCAGGAAAUUUUUCCUCAGUUUAUGGGGUGUUUUUUUCAGCUUGGCUUGUUUUUAGGGUGGUUUUCCUGCACUUACAGUAGUCUGGGGUCGUGUUGAAAGCUGCUGAGCUCCAAGGCUCCUGCUGGUGCUGAGAUGUGCUUUGUCAGGGUGGUUUCAUCCCACGUCUCCUGCACAGCUCUGGGGCUGUGGCUUUGUUCCCCUACAGAAAGAAAACCUCAUCACUGGGAGCACGGGGAGCAUCUCCUGCCAAGUGGCAGAGACUGGAGCUGCCCAACUCUACCAGAGAGGGUCUGAUCCCUGAGAUGUUCCCAAGAUACCUGUGGCUUGGCAGAUGCUCUCACAACCUCCCAAUAAUCCUGUGGCUGAUUCCUCACCAUGGAGAACCCAAAUAGGCAGAGCCUUCAAGAUCAAACCUAACACAAAAGAAGUCAAUCCUCCCUAACACAGCACUGUCCCUGUGCUGAGCUGUUCCCUUGGGGCUGUGCCAGCCACCCAAAGUCACAUCCAGGUCCCUGGACCAGUAUUUUUUUCUCCAUUGGGUUUACAGGAUUUCUUCCUGGGCAUCACUGUCGUGUCCUUGAGAUCAGUCCCUAAAAGCCUUGAGGAUGCCUGUUGUGUCCAGGCCCCUUGGCCGUUCUGGGGAACAGGCAGAAAAUUUGGAUAUGCCCUUCAUCUCCUGGGAACCUCAGCUGAGCUGCUCCAUGCCUUUAGAGAACAAAAAGUGGAAUU